UGGGGGUGCCCAUGGACUGCUUUCUCAGGCCGCCCUUUUUCCUGAAGAGGAGCAGGUUUAGUUCUGAGUGAGCCCUUCUGUGUCAGGACGGACCUUGCGAAGCUCUCCCUGUAACUUUAAUCGGGGAAGGUUAAUCUGAUCAGUGAGUGUUUGCAAAGAGCUUUAAGGAUGGGAAGUGCCGUGUGAGUGCUGACUGCUACGAUCGCGGUAGAUAAGCUUUAUCAGCACUCUGCAGGAUGAGUAAGAAUCCUUUUCCCAUUCGACUUGGAGAUGUUUCUGGAGAGGAGAAGAAAAAUAUUUCAGGGGGAAAAAACCCAACCAAAGCAACCAGGUUUCCUGCUGGCUUAGCAGCCUCUGCCUCCUGGCGGGCGCUGUGCGGGACCGGGCUGCGCUGGGCUUUGGACCGCGCCGAUGGGGCCGGGGUGAGCCCGCGACGGCUCUCCAGCGUGUGCUGCUUGCAGGAGCUCUGCUGGAAAGCUUGCAGGCGCUGCUGGCUCUCGAGGGAUGUCCGGCUGGCAGGAGGCUUGGCAGGUAACGUGGAGUCCCUCAAUCUUCUUAUUCGUCAGUGACGAAAAGACUUGGGAGAGGUGUUAGAAACGCGGGCUCUGUACAAGGUGCUCUGGUGCCAAGGGGACGAGUUGGUUUUGUUGUGCUGUUACUUGCACAUGUCUGACAGUGCUCCCGCGUGGGGCUUUCCAGCAGACAGUAAGGGACUCUCAGCCUGAGCUGCGUUGCUCUUUCAGUCCGUCUUGGACUGCUCUGUCUCGGUGAGGUACUUCUGGCCGAUGCUGAUGCUGGGCAGAAAAGAAGCUCUGCGUGCUGCAGUUGGGCAGGACUGCCUCCUAGCACGGCUCUCCUAGUUCCUGCCUUCGGUUCCCCGAUAGGUUUCCUGAUUUCCAUCCAGCUGUUUGACGGUUUUCCCUUAAGCAAGCCAGAGACAUGUUUGCUUAGACAAGUCCAAGUCUAGCAGUGCUCUGCUGCAUCCCCAGAGCUCCCCGGAGCUCGGCGCGUCGCUGGCGCCUUGUCUGGGGCAGCCCAGCUCAGUGUGCGAGCUGCGAAGACCUGGGCUCACGGCGUGGUGACCUGGGCUGGUGUUAGUCCCACCUGGAAGAUGGUCAGAUACGCUUCAGGCAAGUUACUCGUACCAGCUAGAGACCAGCUUUCAGCUCCUGCACCUUUCUGUUACCUCACUUGAGAAAUUUCCGCUGCAGGUCAGGUGCGGGUGGUUUUUCUUAUUUUUAUUUUAGGCUGGGGGUUGUUGUUGCAGCAUUUGAUACACAAAAUGCAGACUCAGGAACUGAACAGAAUCCCAUCUUUUAUGGGAAGGGAAAUCCUCCUGGGAGGAGCAGCCAGAGCCCGUGAUUAAUUUCUAGAGCGUGCGUGCACGCCGUGUGUCGGGAGGGAGCGGAGCUGCUUCCCUCGUCCUGCUGCUGCCGCCAUCCUCGGAGGGAACACCAGUACCUGGUGAGGCUUAUAGAGGUGGGAUCUGAAACCUGAUUUCUGACAGAAAAGAGCCAAGCUUGAGCGACCUAGCAGGCUCUGUCAGGUUUGUGCCAGCUCCUCCGUCCCCUCCGGCUGAAUCUCUUCCUCUGAAGCUGUCCCCAGCGUGUGGAGCCUGCCCCACACCCGCCACCUGCCAAACCACGGCCUUUACCUGUGUCUUCCGGUGUUUCCCGUGCGACCCGUCCUGCGGCAGCGCCUCCUGGGCCACCCCGGAGUUCACGCAGCGCUCGGUGGCUCCAAUGGUGAAGAUGACAAGGUCCAAGACUUUCCAGGCGUAUCUGCCUUCGUGCCACAGGACCUACAGCUGCAUUCACUGCAGGGCUCAUCUGGCUAACCACGAUGAACUCAUUUCCAAGUCCUUCCAAGGAAGCCAAGGACGAGCGUACCUCUUCAAUUCAGUAGUUAACGUGGGCUGUGGCCCCGCAGAGGAGCGGGUGUUAUUAACAGGAUUACAUGCGGUUGCAGACAUUUACUGUGAAAACUGCAAAACCACACUGGGUUGGAAAUAUGAACACGCUUUUGAAAGCAGCCAGAAGUAUAAAGAAGGCAAAUACAUCAUUGAACUAGCUCACAUGAUCAAGGAUAACGGCUGGGAUUGAGUGGGAAGAGCCCAGCCCUACCAGCGUGUAAGAGAAUGCCAUCCAACCGAACAUUAUAUCCAAGAGUGAGAGAGUGACUGAACGCUUGGUUCCAUGCAUUUAGAGGCUCUGCAAUCUGGGAGCAUCUUCACACCCUUCUCCAUCUUUAUUGGUGACUGGCCUCUAAAUUUCUGUCUCUCUGUCUCUUUGCUUUGUAUCUGUUUGUGAGUUGACCCUGGCUGCUUCUCUCUCUGUUCUGGCGUUGGCUAAGAGAAUGCACCGAAUGCCCGACAGCCAUUCCAUGUUGACGAAUGCUUACGUACAAACUGAAGCUGGCUCUGUGGUGGCAAGCUAGCAGCAGGUCUCGGUGCGGGAGGAAGACCUGAGUUUUGGGCAGGAGAAAGUGAUAGGGGGUGGGGAGUGGGCCCACAGGGAAGUCAUCGGAAGUGAAGCUGUAACUUCUCCUUUAAGUCCUGGUUAACCAAGGCUUGAAACUAUCUACUUGUCUAAAUGGACAGAAAAAUACCUCACGGCUGCGUUCUCUCCGAAUCGUAAAACCGCUGCUCCGCCGAGGGAGCUUUGGUCUAAGCCGGCUGAGCACAAGUCCUGACCAGUUCCCCUCUGCAGGCUAGUUGUGGAUCUGUGUUUUGUUUGCUGUUCAUGAACUUGUUGUGGGGGGGAGGAAGGCUGGAGAGAUUCCCCGCCUCUCCUUUUCCUCUGUUGCAGAGGAGGUAGGCCGAACACCCCAACAGAGCACGGCUGUGGGAGCACCCUCACAGCUGGAGAAACCAAAUCCUGACUCUUGAGCCCUUCAGAGAGGAGGAGAAAACCACUUAAGGCAUAGGGAGGCUGGAACUGCAGCUUAGAAGAUACAACAAAAGAAAAAAGGCGCAUGCUAGGCAAGAAAGAAGAAAUUAGGUAGGGGAGGAUGAGGGCAAACGUAGUAACACAGGGUACCCCUUGACUUCUGAGCCUCUGCUGAACCUCCUCGGAGGUCUUUUACCAGUGGUUCACAAACGCAAGUAGGAAAAUGCUGCUAUGAGUAUCUUCUUCUUAAAUCCCAGGCCCCAGCCAUCGGCUCUGCUCUUGGAGCCUGUCAGAGAAAUGAUGUGAGAGUGGAGAGAGGAGGGAGCAGAGGACCCCGACAGUUGUAGCAGUAUUGCACAGGUGGAUAUUUCAAGCCAUGAGGUAUCCCCCCCGAACCUUCCCCCCUUUUCCCACUCCCAGAAGCCUGUUGGAGGUACAGGGGAGAUGGGAAAGAAAAAAGAAAUUAAAUAUCUGCCCCAUGCCCCUGGAGUUGUUUGUGCUGUGGAGUUUAAAAGGGAGGGGUGGAUGUGGACAUGGUAACUGCAAGGGACGAGCCCUUCCUGUUUUAAUUUUUUCCUAUUAAUUAGUGUGGACCUUCCCGAGGUGGCUGGUGGGGAAGGAGCAUCGUGUGCGAGAGGGGAGCUGCGUUAGGCAUAAAAGACAAUGUGAAGUUUGCUUUGCAACAGUCCAGCCAGUAUCUGGUGCAUAACUCAAGACUAUUUAACUGAAUUAGUUUUAUCUUUCUGAGUGAAUUUCCUUUUUGUUUGUGGAAUUCUUUCAAGUAGGUUAAUCCACUGGGGGGAAAUCUUUCUUAAUCCAGAAGGAAAGAGUAUUGUGCAGGGGUUUGUAACUCCUUACGAAACCGAAGCUUUGACAUUGUAAUCUCCUGUCUCUUGCCCCCACCCCCAAGAUCUCUGAGCCGGGGAUCAGGGCGGAGGGGCUGGCCACAAAAUAAUUUGCUGUUAAACGAAGGGGAUGUAAGCAGAGAUGCUGCUUCGGAUCGGGAUAGACUUCACACGUUGGAUCCUUGUGCUGAAGCCCAAACCCGAUGGCCCAUCGAAGCAGAGGCUGUUUUUUCUCUUGAACCACUACUCCUGUGGCAGCCCGUUGUUACACCUCGCAGAGGGAAGGGAGCAGAGGCUAUCUGUGGCUCCUGCAGUGAGUGGAAGUAGCUCGUUUUGUGGGCCUUUGCCCUUUCUGUUGCAGCUGUGUAGCUUCAGCUUUCAUUUCAGGUUGUCUGCUUCCAUCAUCCACAUUCCUGUAAGUGACAAAAAUCUUGUAAAAAUCAAAAACUGUGCAGUGCCCACUAACUUGUUGACACUGGCACUGGCCUGGUCCCAUUUUCCUGUCCUUUGGUGAUUGAUCCAGGGCAACGUACUGGGUUUUGGCUAGUGCGAAGUAAUGUGUAUUCUUUGAAGAGCUCUUAGUUCCCCCAGACACACAGUAUUUAAAGGGAUCUGUUUGUACCUGGGAGAAGUAAGAAAUAACCCCAAAUGGUUAAUACGAGAUUGAAAAAAGACCAUGCCCCAGCUCUUGAUUUUAUGUUGAUAAAAACAUAAAAUAAAAACAUAAAAAUAAAACCAUGUAGGCGAUAGUGAUCACCUAUAGAAAGGAUACCAGAUACAAACGUUUUUGUCCUUAUAUUUGGGACAAGAAAGGAUGAUGUUAAAUCAGAUCAGGCUGUUUUUAACUGUUCACAGGGGUUACACUUUAAAUGGCAACCAAUCUAAGCUUGAAUAUGGCAAGAUCUUAAUCUGCUUUUAAUUGGCUUUGUCUCAUCAGCAUCCACAGAUUUACAGUUGCUGAGAAUCUGGCCUCAAGUCCUGAUGUGAAAAAACGUGUGUGCCUGUGAGUGCACACCGCACAGAGUUAUCUCUAGACUGACUUUUCAGGGAGAUAAGAAAAAACUGGCCUGCGAGGCUCGUUUGAGGCUUGUUCUCUGCUGAGCGUCCACCAGCUAUGAAGUCCUUCCUGGGCUGCUAAUCCCCUGCGACGUGCUGUGGUAGACACAAGACGAUGCAGGGCGCUGGUGACCAGCGGGACGAUGAGGUCUGUGUGCUGGUGGGUGUCACAGCACAGCCUAAAUCGAUGACUUGUAGAGCAACGUGUUCAGAGCAUAACCAAAGACCCUCGCUGUCUGCAUCCCCCAGUGUGUGAGCCAGCUGUAGCCAGGUCGUUCCCAUCUGGGGAGAUCAAGGUGGGACUUUUGUCUCCGAGCCGGAGAUGUGGCCCGCAGAAGUCGCCUCCUCGGGCACCGAGCGCUGGCGGUGCUGCUCCGUGGGGCUCAGAAAACACCCGGAGCAGCCACUUCUGCCCCUCUCCUUGUGGCAGCCUCGUCUCUGGCAAGCUGCGAGCGCCCUCGAGUUUACAUCACCCCAGGCUACCCCAAAGCUCAGACUUCAGUCAGUUUUAAAUUUCUUGUGCUCUGGUGGAUUAUCUGGUGUGAAAUCCUGGUCCCUGUAAUAAAUAUUCAGAUGAUAAUAUAUACAAAGCUGAAAAAAAAAAAAAGAAAAAAAAAAACACAUUAUCUUGUGAAAUAUACUUUUGUAAAUAAUAUUUAAUUUUUUAAAAAAAUAAUAUAUUUGGUGCUGUUUUCUCAGAGCCCCUCCCUGCGAGCACUUUUUUCGUUCUUUAUAGAUGAUACUGUUUCCUUCUGUAUUUGUUGGGAAAUAUGUCGAAAGGGAAACAAAAAUCACGGUAGAUGUCCUCUUGAGUCUAUCCAGUUUCCCUCUGGACGUGGCAGGAGAGCAGAGUCCCUCCGGCCUCCGUCCAGCCCGGGCUCGGCUCCUGCACAGGCAGCACUGUCCGUGCUGGCGCUGACACAGGCAGGAUGGGGCCUGGCUCCUGGCACCAGAGUCCGGAGUCGCUUGUGUGCUGAAAUACCUUCCUGUCAAUGUCGCAGAUCUCCCCUUGCACCAGUAUUGGCUGGAGUGAAGUAGAUCCCGAGGCUUUAGAAAACAGGAGUGAAUACAAGCUGCAGCCUCCGAAUCGCUGCUUCCACUCGCUUGGAGGCGGCAGGGACGGAGGGUGGAGAUUUCUGAUGAGUCGUUGUUUUUAAACUAAAACAUGAAGUCUUUGGACAUGGAUCCUGGUUUUCUUUGGGGUUCUUUGUUUGUGUGUUUGUUUGUUUUUAAACCAGGCUGCUACAAAACAAAUCAGAGUAAAAAGUUUACCUCUCUGGCAGUAAAGUUCUUUUUUGUUGUUGUUGUUUUCCUUUCUGUCUUUAACCUACCCCCUGCUCCCCACUCUUCGUUUUUAAUUCAUUGGGUCUCUUGUUUGUCCUGAAGUGGACCAACAGCACAAACCACUGGACUGUGUUUUGCUGAGCAAGGAGCUGUUUUCAGUGCUGAAUAACUGUUGCACGCUCUCUGAUUCUCUGGUUUUGGUGCACACGAUUUAAAAAUAUACAGAAAAAAAACAACCUACAAUUGAAAUUUGUUGUUCUUGUGAUGAUCAUGUGAGAAUUCUCUCUGUAUGCAUUUUUCUAACUGGUAUGUGAGUGUAUUAAUCAUGCAUUUCACUGCACUUCCUUGUUUUGGGAGGAGCAUCAUGCUUCAGUGUGAACCAGUUUUUGGGUGACCAGAUGACACCAGGCAGCGGGGGGGCAAGCAGAUGUGCAAGAACCGGAGCUCAGCGCAGUGGGAAGGAGCUCUUCUCACCAGGUGAGAGGCCUCAGAAGUUAAAUGCUCAGAAACAAUAACGUUAGGCAUAGGUUUGGAAGAAUCAUGUUCAAAAAGAAUAAACAGAAGAGGGGAAUAAAAUCAUACUGAACUCAAAAAAGAAAUCAACAUAUUUAAAUGCAAGCAGAAUGGCAUUGUGUAUGGUAAAAUCACAAAUAAGCUAUUCUCAUAGUUACGAACUGUAUGUAUCCUUUGUUUCGUUUCUCGUAAGGAAAUGGGAAUGCUUUCCCCACUGACAAAACUAAAGGAGAAUAUUUCCAAUACCAGCCUGUCUAUUGAUGCUCUUGUGUUUACAAAUUGUGUAUACUUUUAUUUCUUUGAUCUUAUUUUAAUUUUAUUUUUGGCAUAUUUCUUCAGGUCAUUUGCUUCAGUAAUAAAUGCAAUUGUUUUCAGAUAAUUGGUUUUCACCUUUUCAUGUAUUUGUACAUUGUAUAUAGUUCUACAGUAUUAGAGGGAGGCGUAUUGUUUGUCAUAUUUACAAUAUGUGUUGGUGCUCAUUUGAGAAAUAAAAUUUUCAAGUACUAAAA
Molecule: messenger RNA, 7095 nt
Organism: Cygnus olor (mute swan)
Lineage: Eukaryota; Metazoa; Chordata; Aves; Anseriformes; Anatidae
Gene: YPEL2
Product: yippee like 2
Exons: 5
Coding region: 1743-2102 (119 amino acids)
Source: RefSeq, a predicted model, not a curated record